AUGCCCUUCGAAUCUGCAAGUUCCGACGAAGAAGUCACUGAUGAUGAGGUGGAUUCAAACGUCUGGAGUGAAAUAGAAUCUGAAUCUGAUGGUGGAUUUGUGGAAGAUCAUGGAAUUGUUGAACAAGUAACGCCAACUUUUGAAGAUGGUACAAUCAAUCCUAUCGAUUGCUAUCGACAUUUUAUCACUGAUGAGGUUAUAAGCCUUAUGGUUCGCGAAACUAAUAGAUAUGCAGAACAAUACUUACUAACACAUAAACCUAACAAACGAUCGAAAAAUCUUCAAUGGGAACCAAAUACUAACGAAUAA
Messenger RNA from Rotaria sp. Silwood1, 309 nucleotides. Lineage: Eukaryota; Metazoa; Rotifera; Eurotatoria; Philodinida; Philodinidae. The record is from the annotation of a GenBank genome assembly.